This is a messenger RNA of Thermothielavioides terrestris NRRL 8126, 1572 nucleotides long. RefSeq lists its product as uncharacterized. The coding region runs from base 156 to 1454 and encodes 432 amino acids. Gene Ontology annotation, biological process: maturation of SSU-rRNA. NCBI's taxonomy places the organism in Eukaryota, Fungi, Ascomycota, Sordariomycetes, Sordariales, Chaetomiaceae. The record is from RefSeq and is a predicted model, not a curated record. Gene Ontology annotation, molecular function: rRNA small subunit aminocarboxypropyltransferase activity. The transcript has a single exon.
GAAAUUAUCAAGUGUGACGUUGAGUCUCAGCAAAGACCAGUCAGUUGAAAAAAAGAAUUCUACGCAGUACUACUCCGUACAGCUAGGGCCGGUUCACCCUCACAUCCCUUUUCCAUCCAUCUCCCAUACCUAAGUAGACAGCCCUGGCACCAAACAUGGUCCGCCACAAAAAGGACAAUUUCUCGUCCCGGGGGAAGCAAUACAACCGCGGACCGCCGCGAAACCCGCGACGCCAGAACGCCGACAACCACGAUGGCGACGGCAAUGGCAACAAUCCCGACGGCAGCGCUGCCCCAUCGGCCAACGCCUCGUCGCGCUCACGUCCCGCGUUCAAGGCCGCCUGCUGGGACCUGGGCCACUGCGACCCGAAGCGGUGCUCCGGCAAGCGCCUGAUGAAGCUGGGGCUGAUGCGCGAGCUGCACCUGGGGCAGCGGCACUCGGGCGUCGUCAUCACGCCCAACGGCAAGCAGACGCUGUCGCCCGCGGACCGGCCGCUGCUGGAGCAGUACGGCGCCGCCGUGGUCGAGUGCUCGUGGGCCCGCACCAAGGAGGUGCAGUGGGGCAAGGUGGGCGGCCGGUGCGAGCGCCUGCUGCCCUACCUGGUCGCCGCCAACACCGUCAACUACGGCAAGCCGUGGCGCCUGAACUGCGCCGAGGCGCUGGCCGCCGCCUUUGCCAUCUGCGGCCACCAUGACUGGGCCGUCCAGGUGCUGGCCCCGUUCUCGUACGGAUCCGCGUUCCUGGAGAUCAACGCGAGCCUGCUGAAGAGGUAUGCGGCGUGCGAGGACGAGGCGGCGGUCAAGAGGGCGGAGCAAGAAUGGAUGGAGCGGCUAGACCGGGAAUAUGCCGAGAGCAGGGAGGAGGGGGAUCCCGAUGAUCUGUGGGCGGGCGGAAAUAUGAAUCGGAGGGCACCUGUGGAGUCGGACGAGGAGGAGUCGGAAGCUGACGGCAGUGACGACGACGACGGGGAGGAUGAUGAAAACGCCGAUGGAGAGCCGGACGACGACCAAGAAAGCAUAGACGGCAUCUACCUCGGUAGCAAACCGCCACCAAAAGUACGAGCAGAACAGCAACAACAACAAAAACAACAACAACCAAAAGAAAAAGAUCGCUACGCGCUGCCCUCUGACAGCGAAGAAGACGAAGACGACGACGCCGAGAUGGAAGCGAUCCGCCGCAAGAUCCUCGCCUCCAAGCCCUUCUCCAACCCGCAACCGGACGAGAAAAAGCCGCUCGAGACGAUCGCGCGGCCGCAGCAGCAGUUCAAGCCGGACUCGGACGCGGAGCCGGACUCGGACAACGGGUCCGACGACGCCGAGUUCGACAACAUCAUCAACGCCACGCCGCUGACCGACCGGAUCGGGCUGGUCAGGCUGGAAAAGGAGCGGUCGCGCAUCACCACGACGAGCAGGACGUUCUCGUCAGGCGGGGCGUCGGCGCCGAGGAGGUGGUGAUCUCAGGAUCUCAGUCACUGGGCGGUGUUGCCUCUUCCGGCCGUGCUUUGACAUAUAAGAGCGAUCUAUUAUUGUACAUGUACAUGGGUUGAUUGACAUCUACACCGCGGAUGCCAGC